Molecule: messenger RNA, 4657 nt
Organism: Athene cunicularia (burrowing owl)
Lineage: Eukaryota; Metazoa; Chordata; Aves; Strigiformes; Strigidae
Gene: CDH13
Product: cadherin 13
Exons: 14
Coding region: 107-2245 (712 amino acids)
Biological process (GO): cell-cell junction assembly; cell morphogenesis; calcium-dependent cell-cell adhesion
Cellular component (GO): adherens junction; plasma membrane; catenin complex
Molecular function (GO): cadherin binding; calcium ion binding
Source: RefSeq, a predicted model, not a curated record
CUCUCAAGGCAGAGUCUCUUCUCAAAGGCUGUUUCACAGUGAAAAUAUGCUCAGUGCAGCCGAGUGCAUGAAUGAAAAAGCCUCUGGUACCUUCUAGUCUGGCAAAAUGCAGCACAAAACUCUACUUACUCUGUCCUUUCUGCUGUCCCAGGUUCUGCUGCUUGCAUGUGCGGAAGAUUUAGAAUGUGUCCCUGGAUUCCAGCAAAAGGUGUUUUAUAUUGAACAGCCAUUUGAAUUCACAGAGGACCAGCCAGUUCUGAACCUGGAAUUUGAUGACUGCAAGGGGAAUAACAAAUUGAACUUCGAAGUUUCUAACCCAGACUUUAAGGUGGAACGCGAUGGGUCUUUAGUUGCACUAAAGAAUAUAUCAGAAGCCGGCAGAGCCUUGUUUGUCCAUGCGCGGUCUGAGCAUGCUGAGGAUAUGGCAGAAAUUUUGAUUGUUGGAGCGAAUGAAAAACAUGGUGCAUUAAAGGAAAUCUUUAAGAUAGAAGGCAACCUUGGAAUUCCAAGACAAAAAAGAGCUAUAUUGGCAACUCCGAUAUUAAUUCCUGAAAAUCAAAGACCACCGUUCCCCAGAUCUGUUGGCAAGGUCAUCACCAGUGAAGGGACAGAGGGAGCAAAGUUUCGACUCUCUGGUAAGGGAGUAGAUCAAGAGCCAAAAGGAAUUUUUAGAAUCAAUGAGAUCAGCGGGGAUGUCUCCGUGACCCGAGCCCUUGAUAGAGAAGCAAUUGCCAAUUAUGAGCUUGAAGUUGAGGUCACAGAUAUAAGUGGGAAAACAAUUGAUGGUCCAGUCCGCCUAGAUAUUUCUGUUAUCGAUCAAAAUGAUAACAGGCCAAUGUUCAAAGAAGGACCCUACGUUGGUCAUGUCAUGGAGGGAUCCCCUACAGGAACGACUGUGAUGCGUAUGACAGCGUUUGAUGCUGAUGACUCUAGCACAGACAAUGCUCUUCUGCGGUAUAACAUCCUCAGACAGACCCCUACCAAACCAUCUCCUAAUAUGUUCUACAUUGACCCAGAAAAGGGAGAUAUUGUUACAGUGGUGUCCCCUGUACUGUUGGAUCGUGAGACUAUGGAAACCCCGAAAUACGAGCUAGUUAUAGAAGCAAAGGAUAUGGGUGGUCUUGAUGUGGGACUAACUGACACCGCAACUGCCACUAUUCUUAUUGAUGACAAAAAUGACCAUGCUCCAGAAUUUACCAAGAAGGAGUUUCAAGCCACAGUAAAGGAGGGAGUCACGGGUGUAAUAGUAAACUUAACCGUUGGUGACCGAGAUGACCCAGCAACCGGAGCAUGGAGAGCUGUCUACACCAUCAUUAAUGGAAAUCCAGGGCAGAGUUUUGAAAUCCACACCAAUCCCCAGACUAAUGAGGGAAUGCUCUCUGUUGUCAAACCUUUAGACUACGAGAUUUCGGCGUUUCACACGCUGCUGAUCAAAGUAGAAAACGAAGACCCGCUGAUUCCAGACAUAGCCUAUGGUCCCAGUUCCACGGCAACAGUUCAGAUCACUGUUGAGGAUGUGAAUGAAGGCCCAGUUUUCCACCCAAACCCAAUGACGGUGACAAAAGAAGAAAACAUCCCUAUUGGCAGUGUUGUGCUGACAGUAAAUGCCACGGAUCCGGAUACUUUGCAACAUCAGACUAUCAGGUAUUCGGUUUACAAGGAUCCAGCAGGCUGGCUAGAAAUCAACCCUACCAACGGUACCAUUGGCACCACUGCUGUCCUGGAUCGGGAAUCUCCUUAUGUUCACAAUAACAUCUACACUGCUCUCUUCCUGGCAAUAGACAGUGGUAACCCUCCUGCUACAGGUACAGGAACUUUACACAUCACUUUGGAGGAUGUCAAUGACAAUGUCCCUUCCCUUUAUCCAACACUGGCCAAAGUUUGUGAUGAUGCAAAAGAUCUCAGGGUAGUGGUACUAGGAGCAUCAGACAAAGACCUUCAUCCCAAUACAGAUCCCUUCAAAUUUGAACUGAGUAAGCAACCUGGCCCAGAAAAAUUGUGGAGAAUCACCAAGCUUAACAAUACUCAUGCCCAGGUCGUCCUGCUUCAAAACCUGAAAAAGGCCAAUUACAACAUCCCAAUCUCAGUGACAGAUUCUGGAAAACCGCCUCUGACUAACACCACAGAACUGAAAUUACAAGUGUGUUCCUGCAAGAAAUCCAAAAUGGACUGCAGUGCGACUGAUGCCCUUCAUAUCAGCAUGACCCUUAUCCUUCUUUCACUCUUCAGUUUAUUUUGUCUGUAAGAACUCCUGACAUUUGAAGCUGUCCUACCGAGUUGCCAUGGCAACGUGAAAAAAGAAAACAUCAGAUCUGAAGAUUGCAGUUUACAGUUACUGUUCUUCACUACUAGGCCUCAGUUGCUCCAGAUUCAGUUUAAUUUGCAACCUCACUUAAUCUGUCCAACUAUACAUUGGUGUUUGACAGCCUCUGCCCUAACUUACGUUUAUUAAUGGAUUCCUCUUGCAAGACGCAAGGUUUAUGCGGAUUUUCACUGAAUGUUAAAAGACCAUGACAUCUAAACUGGACCUUGGGAGAGCAGAAAACAGAUUGACUCGAUUUUUUUUCUAUCUGUUGACUUGUUGCUAUUCAACUGUUCAGAAAAUAUUUUGUCUGUGGGUUAGUAUUUGUAUAUGUAUGAGUGUAUGUAUAUAUAUAUAUUUAUAUAGAGAGAAGAGUUAUACGACAGGUUUAGCUUUUAUAAAAUAUUCAUCUGGAGUGUGCAAGGGACAAAGCAGAAUAAUACAGCCACAGAUGAAUUGUAACUAUUCUACCAGGGCUAAACCUACUGUAUUUGCUGUUUAUAGUGUGGCCAGAAGGAGAGAGCCUAUUGCAAUCACACCGCUACGACAGCCACUUUGUUGACACAAAUAACGCAGGCCCAGGGCUCUGCCGUGUCACUUCUUGUACCUCAGGUUCAGCAAACAAGAAAUGCAAGUGCCCCUGGCUUGUUUCUGAUCUGAACUGCUUUCCUUACGCCCCGACUGGAAGUCAUGCCGGGGCAGGAGCACGGCGCCUCGCUGCCCAUGUCAGGGAGAAAGCGGGAAGCAGGCAGCUGCGGGUCACGAGUCACAGCCCUGGAGUGCUGGGCCUGGCUUUGCGGGGCUCCAGUCAGCUUCCUUCGUGUCCCUGCAGGUAAUUAUUUGCCGGGGUGGUUUACAAAAUUUCAGUCGUUCGUCAGCUCUGCAGACACAGUGCGGUGGGAAGGUGUCUGCCUCGGAGAAGCUGAUUCGAACAGCAAAAAAGCAAAGUAUUUCUCCGCAGCACUGGUCUCUCUCUCAGCCUCUAUGCAGCUGUCAUCACAUAUGUAAGCGCAAGGAGGAAAACAGAUGCCCUAAUCUAUAAAUAUACUCACACACACAUAUAUAUAGUUUUGAAUAUAUAUAUACAUACAUACACACGUACACACGGUUUCCAGUUAAGAGUAACAAGCGCAUUUCUUUGUGUGUGUAAACUUACCACACUUGUUUGCAGACAUGGAAAAAAAGGGUGUUCGUUAUAGAUGAAUAUGAAUCCUUUUUUAUUCUGUGAGCAUGUAAGGUUAAAAAAAAAACAAACAAAAAAAACCCAACAAACAACCAAACCCUUCUAAUUGUAUCAAGAUGAUCAUCUUGUUAAUAAAUUGUAAAUGAUCCAUCAAAGCUCACACCAAAUUUUUAUAAAAUUAACACAAAAAGUAUACUAGUGACAGACUGUGGCUUUUAUUAGAGCUUGCCAGUAACUAGGGUAAGGUAAGUGUCUUAGAAUAUUUUAAUAAACUUGCUUAUUUAAAGUUUAAACAAGAAAGCUUCCUUAUGCAAUAGAACUUUGCAGCUGCAUUCUUUAGUUAGCAUUUUUACAGUACUUAUGGGUCAUACUGUAUGUUGUCUUUACUACAGUGAGAUUAUGAGCAUAUCCUGCCACGCCACAUAUAUGUUUCAAUAGUAAAGCUUUUUGGAAGCAUUAAAAAGUCCAAACAUACAUUUAGUUUUCCAUAAUGCUACACUAGAUAUUAAAUGUGUGUUGGUGGUUAAAAAGUGCUGUACAAUAGCUUUUCUCUGACUUCCUGUAUUGUACCAAAUAUGAAACAGGUCUUUUUUAUUUUUAAUCAAAAGGAGUAAUAACCACAGCGACAGAGGAAAAAAAAAUAGGUUUUGUUGCGAACUUUCCUAACGUUGUAGAUUUCUUGAUAAGAUACAAGCUGCCUUCAGACAGGAACCUAUUUUUCUCUUCCAGCUUAACUCCUGCUGUCCUGACCAAGUACAAUCUCCCCCGACCUCGUUUCUCUUGCAGCACGCUCUCGGUGUUUCAAUUACCAAAGUGGUACUUUGAGGUCAGUGGGAGCUUUUGCUGGGCAAGGGCUCCAGGAGCGGGCUGAAGGCUGCAGGCGUUUCAGUGGGAAAGUGCCUGAUCUCAAACAUUAACAUGGCCAUGCUUCUAAGUUCUCUUUCUCUGCCCAUGCCUUGUAACAAUCACAUGCUGCUGCUUUAUCAUCAACAAUCACGUCUUUUAAAAAAAUACAAUUUUCAGGCAAAUUUGUCAAAAAGAAAAAAAAAAAAAAAAUCAACAAAUGCGUACCGCGACUGCAUUUUCAACGUGUAUAUUUAAUGAAUGCAUCCAAAUGCACCCAGAGAUAAACCGCACCCUACGCUUUUGAUCUACAAAACCUCUAUCUUGAA